AUGUUGUUUGAGAGUUCAGCCUGCGAAGAGGAACGAGAAGUUCAAAGUGGAUAUUCUUGCGCACAACAAUGUUUACUGAAUGAGUCGACGGGGUAUCGUGAGAAACGAAUUCAACACUCUGCUGAUGUUGAAGAGUUGAUUCGAGCGCUUGGAGGAUUAAAUCUGGAAAAGGACUAUUGGCUGCAAACAGCCGAAAGAGUGAAAUCGUUAGAUGCUUCCGAAUGCUACGAAGGAACCAAGCAAUUUCGGAUGAUGCUGAGCGUCAGUGGAGAGAUUCCAAUUCAGGCUGUUAUCGACACUGGGGUUGUCCCAAAACUUGUCGAAUUCAUCAGCCCUGCUGGGGAUUCAUGCGAAAAUCCGUCUCUACAAUUCGAGGCUGCCUGGGCGUUAACAAAUAUCGCCAGCGGAACUGGAACCCAAACUGAAGUCGUUGUCGGAUCGGGUGCAAUUCCGUCAUUCAUUCGUCUGUUGGAUUCUUCCCGCGAGGAUCUCCGCGAGCAAGGAAUGUGGGGACUUGGUAACAUCGCGGGUGAUCGUGCGGAUUAUAGAGACGCAAUUCUCGCUGUUCCCGGAAUUAUUCAAAAGUUUGUUGAUGCAUGUCGCCGAAGCCGUCGCGUUUCAACAACAAGAACUGGAAUGUGGAGCCUGUCGAACUUGUGCCGUGGAAAGCCUCGUCCCAAGUUCCAACUGGUUUCUCCCGCUGUUCCUUAUUUGUCUCAAGUUUUGCAUAGCAGCUCCGAUGAUGAUACUCUGAGUGAUGCGUGCUGGGCUCUUGAUGGAUUGAGCGAACAUCCUACUGGUAUUGCCACAAUGCUCUCUCAUAGCGUCGUUCCAAUUUUGUGUCGUCUUUUAUCGCAUCGUGAAUUAGUAGUUCAAAGACCUGCACUCAGAGUCAUCGGACAAAUUGCUGCAGGGGAUACGGAACAAACGCAAGAAGUCAUUGAUCAUGGAGUUCUCUUCAACCUUAAAGUUCUUCUCGAUUCUCCACGCAAGAGCAUUAGGAAAGACGCAUGUUGGACCCUCUCGAAUAUCUCGGCCGGAUCUGCCACUCAGUUGCAAGGGGUGUUAUCGGCAGGGGUGAUCCCUAAACUGGUUGAAGUGUUUCGGUCUGAUAAUGAGCUUGAAGUCAAAAAAGAAGCUGCAUGGGCAAUUUGCAAUGCGUGCACAUCAAGAAAGCAAGAGCAUCUUGAAUAUUUGAUUUCUAGUCAUUGCGUUCAACCUGUUUGUGAAAUGUUGACAAUCGAUGACCUCAAAAUCCUUGAAGUCGCUCUUGAAGCUCUUGAUAACAUUUUGGAGUUUGGAAAACAGAUGCAACAACUUCUGAAUCAACCUGGAAAUGUUUGCGUAGAACUCGUGAAGAAUUGUGAAGGGUUUUCGUAUCUCUACAAUCUUCAUCAUGUCACUCAAGGGUUUGGAAGUUUCGCUGUUUGGGAGAAAUCUGGUCGAAUUUUGGAACAAUGGAAAGCACACCCUCAGCAAUCCCAGCAGCAACUGACACAAGCCUGGUAA
This is a messenger RNA of Condylostylus longicornis, 1509 nucleotides long. RefSeq lists its product as uncharacterized. The transcript has 5 exons. The coding region runs from base 1 to 1509 and encodes 502 amino acids. Gene Ontology annotation, cellular component: nucleus; cytoplasm. Gene Ontology annotation, molecular function: protein binding; nuclear import signal receptor activity. NCBI's taxonomy places the organism in Eukaryota, Metazoa, Arthropoda, Insecta, Diptera, Dolichopodidae. The record is from RefSeq and is a predicted model, not a curated record. Gene Ontology annotation, biological process: NLS-bearing protein import into nucleus.